AUGUUCCUGCCUCCCUGCAGUCUUCUAAUGAAGCAAAAGAAAUUUGUCUACCAUUUCAAGAACAUGAGAUGGGCUAAAGGCCGUCAUGAAACAUACCUUUGUUAUGUAGUAAAACAGCGGAAUAGUGCCACAUCCUGCUCCCUGGAUUUUGGAUAUCUGCGUAAUAAGUCAGGUUGCCAUGUUGAAGUUCUCUUCCUGCGUUAUAUUUCCACUUGGGAUCUGGAUCCAAGGCACUGCUAUCGUAUUACUUGGUUCACCUCCUGGAGCCCAUGUUAUGAUUGUGCCCGGCAUGUGGCUGACUUCUUGUGUGCAUAUCCUAACCUGACACUGCGCAUUUUUGCUGCCCGUUUGUACUUCUGUGAGGAGCGCAAUGCAGAGCCUGAAGGGUUGAGACGUCUACACCGUGCAGGAGCUCAGAUUGCCAUCAUGACCUUCAAAGACUAUUUUUACUGUUGGAACACCUUUGUGGAAAACCGCAAAAAACCCUUCAAAGCCUGGGUAGGACUUCAUGAAAAUUCUGUACGUCUUACCAGACAACUCCGGCGUAUCCUUUUGCCUCUUUAUGAAAUUGAUGACCUGCGAGAUGCUUUCCAAAUCCUUGGAUUUUAA
Pseudonaja textilis is the source of this 609-nucleotide messenger RNA. It is a transcript of the gene AICDA, whose product is annotated as activation induced cytidine deaminase. The record is from RefSeq and is a predicted model, not a curated record. Gene Ontology annotation, biological process: defense response to virus; DNA cytosine deamination; negative regulation of single stranded viral RNA replication via double stranded DNA intermediate. Gene Ontology annotation, cellular component: nucleus; cytoplasm; P-body. Lineage: Eukaryota; Metazoa; Chordata; Lepidosauria; Squamata; Elapidae. Gene Ontology annotation, molecular function: RNA binding; cytidine deaminase activity; zinc ion binding.